AGCUAGUGUUAUCAAAUUAUAAUCAGUUAUUUUCUUUACCGAUGCCAUACGAGUUUGUUUUCUGCACAAGAAGUGUCUAGCUAACUGGCUACUUAGCCAGCUAAUUUGGUCAUUAGCUACACCAGCUAGCGCGAGCUGGUAUGUGAACGACGCACACUUGUCCUCGCGCAGCUUUUUCCCUGUCUGGGUAAACAAUAUAUAUUUUUUUUUGAUAAGCCCCUUCUGAACCACCGCGAGUGUGAUUUAUUGAUGUAUGCAUCUAGCUAGCAAGGUGUUGCCACAUUUAGUUUUGUCUUUAUUUUUUGCAUUAUUUUGAAUGCAUAUUUUAUUUGCCGGACAUUUUCUUGUAUUAGCGCAAGGCGCUGUCUGCCAGCUCCCUACUUAGGUGCAUGUGUCCGUUGCUUUUUUUCCCCCCUGUAUAUUUCUUAGGGCUACACAGCUAGCUUGACAGUUGCUUAGCUAGCAGCAUUUAUUCGCUAUAGCAGCUUGCCCCGGUUGACAUCGGCGAGUAGCACAAAUCGUUUAUGAAUGUGGAACUGCUUUGGAAUUCUUUUUUUUAGGUUAACUAACGUUAGCUGGCUGUAAUUAAUUACUAUCAGCCAGUGGCGUAUGAUUUGUGCUGGGGGUUUCAUUGUUAGCUAGCUAUCUGGCUAACUGUGUGAAUUCGAUUGUGAGGAAAGGACCUACGUUUUUUUAAGUAGCUAUGGAUGAUCAAACGCGAAUGCUGGCGGGUCUCACCGGACUCGGCGGGUUAUCACAAGGCGACGUUGGCGACCCAGACUCGGUUAGGAAACAGCUCGGUCAACCUCAACAAGACAUUGGGGAUAUUCUACAACAGAUCAUGGCCAUCACAGACGAAAGCCUGGACGAGGCGCAGGCCAGAUGCUGGCCAGAGGAGUCGCCGGCGCACUGGGGCAGAUCGGAUGACCCCGCAGAGGGAGGGGGAGCUGGGGGGGGCACGGCAGGGGGUGGCCUGCCACUCAACUUCCAGCACAGGAAACACGCCCUGAACUGUCACAGAAUGAAGCCUGCCCUCUUCAGCGUUCUGUGUGAGAUCAAAGAGAAGACCGUGCUGAGUAUCCGAGGCAUUCAGGAUGAGGACCCCCCAGACCCCCAGAUCAUGCGCCUGGACAACAUGCUGCUGGCUGAGGGCGUGUCUGGCCCGGAGAAGGGCGGGGGCUCGGCUGCAGCAGCUGCGGCCGCAGCAGCAGCAGGAGGGUCACCCGGUGCCGACGGCGGCAUCGAACACUCAGACUACAGAGCCAAGCUGGCACAGAUCAGACAGAUCUACCACUCUGAGCUGGAGAAAUAUGAACAGGCGUGCAGUGAGUUCACCAACCACGUGAUGAACCUGCUGAGGGAGCAGAGUCGCACGCGGCCCAUCUCUCCCAAGGAGAUCGAGCGCAUGGUGGCCAUCAUCCACCGCAAGUUCAGCUCCAUCCAGAUGCAGCUCAAACAGAGCACUUGUGAGGCCGUUAUGAUUCUACGCUCCAGAUUCCUCGACGCCAGGCGUAAGAGGCGUAACUUCAACAAGCAGGCUACAGAGGUGCUGAACGAGUACUUCUACUCCCACCUGUCCAAUCCCUACCCUAGUGAGGAGGCCAAAGAAGAGCUGGCCAAGAAGUGUGCCAUCACAGUCUCACAGGUUUCUAAUUGGUUCGGCAACAAGAGAAUACGGUACAAGAAGAACAUUGGUAAGUUCCAGGAGGAAGCGAACCUCUACGCAGUUAAAACAGCGGUGGAUGCUGCCAGCGUGUCGGCGCAGGCUAGCCAGGCUAACUCUCCGGCGACGCCCAACUCAGGGUCGUCGGGGUCAUACAGCUUGUCUCAUGCAGGCGACGCUGCAGCUGCUGCCUACCUCGGCCUGCACCCCUCAAACCUCAACGGGGCUGGGGAGGCCGUCCUCAACAUCGCCCCCUCUCUGCAGCCCCAGGUGGAUACCCUGCACCGUGCUACACACCUGACGGCAGGCUAUGAGGAGCUGACCACUAGCUCACUCUACAUCCCACGCCGCCUCGACCCUAGCAACAGCUGGCAGGACAACACCCAACCCCCCUCCGUCACCUCUCCACCAGGCCCCCCUGGCAGCGUUCACUCUGACACCUCCAACUGAGACACACCCCCCUUUUCUUCCACCCCUCCAUCCUGCCCGCCUCUCCACUCGGUCCGGACUGGGCAACUCAUGCCAGGCGCUGUACACACACUUCUGUGGACCGUUAAGAUGGACAAGUGAACAGAAGACAUUUACCUUCCUUCCAUCCUACAGAAAUUCUGGAGGCUCCUUUGUCUUCAUGAUGAAUUUUAGGGGAGGAGACUGACUGGCGCCUGAUCAUGACAUCAUAACCCCUCGCCGCCUCCAGGACCUUUGGGGAACUACUAACCCAACCAACCUGGCUGUGUAGGGCAGGUGAUGAUCACUGAUGACUGUACGUUACCUGUGUAUAUGUUCAUGUCAACUCCAGUGUUCACAGCCUGUCCAUUACCUGUCCCCUGUGAGGUUCUGGUGUUGAUGCAUGUGAUAGUGGUCACACACACACACUAACGCCAGGCGCUGUGGCGAAAGGGAUCACAAAACGAGCUCUGCUCACCUUGCUUGUACCAAAGUGAUGUCCUCUCUCCUUCCCCCAACCUGAUAAUUGUCACCCUCCUUCUAUUCCUCUGAGAACCAACUAGUAACACAGGCACCUUCCAUCUUUUAGUAUUGCUGAUGCUUUCAGUUUGGGGGGAAUAUUUUUAAGUGAGUGCUUUAUAGGUCAGAUAUGCACACACCACCCACCUUUUACAACCCCUCAUAUGGAACAUGGACACAGAUCUGUCAAGCACAAACUUUUGCACCUUUUUCCAGGUGCUUCUACCCGGUGACAGUAGUUCUGGGGAGUUGAGCAUACAGUAGGCUUGAGGACAGGACUGAAGAUGAAGGGAGUGGCGAAAUUAAUGAUCCUCUUUAGUCCUCCAGAGGUCGUUUCUAUUGCGUCCCCCUUCGCUUAGUCAUCAAAAGCUAUAGACUCUUUGUAGAUGUUAUUUUCCUCUGUCUGUCAACUACUUUUAGUUGAUUGUAGCUUCCCCCCCCCCCCCCCGCCUAACGUUGUUUCACAAAGAAAUGCACCAGCCACCAAAUAAACACAUUUUGUUGAUAGAACCUAAAUGUGGUGUUGGGACGGUGAAAUGGAUGACAUGAAAUACGUUUUGGGGCAGAGAUAGCUAUGUCAUUGGGGGGGGGGGAUGUGACAUGAUUUUUUUUUUUUUAUAUUUGUGACAGUCUUCCAAUGCAUGUAGGCUUUUUUUAGGUGUUCAGUGAUGGGUCUCAUUUUAAAUAUUCAAGUUAUUUAGCUUCUUCACUUUUGUUUUCUCAAAGACACAGACCAAAAAGGAGUAGAUGUGUUAUGCUGUAUGUACAGAGUUCUCAGAUGUCUCAGUCGGGAAGGCUUAAUAAAUACGGCCCAGCCUUAUGGGGUAAGGCUGGGCUGUAUUCAUUAGGAACAAAACUGGCUGAAACGGGGAGCGACUUACCUGAAUUUGUCCAACAAGAAAUGCUUGUUUUCGUUUGCCGUUGCUAUACAUUUUUGCUACGGUGCAAAAUAUUUAGCUUACGGUGUACACUAAUGAAUAGGACCCUGGGUUUAUACUCCACCAAACGGUCUCUGGAUCAGAACAUUCCUGGGGUGUGCAACAUGCACCGAAGUGCGUGAAGUCACAAAGAGGUUAUGGAGUACAUCUAGUGUAGAUUCAGCCUUUACAUUAAUUUUUUUUAUCAGUUCUUCUUUGGUGUAUUUAACAACUGUGGCCUCACCACUAGCAGGGUAUUGUUCAUUAGGGCCAAAACCUUUUAAAACCGAGUGAUAUGGGGAGAUGCUACUGCCUGAACUUAGCCAAAAGGGAUAAGUUUUUUUGGUCGCAAACCGUUUUGCUACGUCGUGCCCUACUGAACAGGACUCUGGUGGAAGUCCCCAGUCCAGACAGGGCUUGAAAAGUAGCAUCUACUCAUAAUAAUCUGUUUAGCUCACAGGCCACACUAGAACUUUGCAUCGUACCAAAAAUACCAGUUAUCAAUAAUGUAAUUAUGAUGAUUAUAUUUCACACCAAAAAGUUGGUGAAUAAAAAGUCUCCCAUUUUGGUAGAGGGAAUUGUAUUUGUACUUUUUUUAAUGGUUUUGUCAGGCCUCGUGGCAUUUGAGUUUGGGGUAAUAUGGGGGGGGGGGGGGGGGCUGUUAUGUCCGUCACACCAGUGCUAAAGAAUUGGUUGUAUUGGUGCCGUGGAGACCGAGCAUCGUUGCCGCAGAGAGCCAGAGCAUUGUUGCCUUCCAUGGGAAGGCAUGUUUUCUCCCUUGACUCCAUCUCAGAAUCCGCUGGUAAAAAUAGGUCCUAUUGGUAAGCCCUAUGAUUUGGCCAAUCAGCAAGGGCUUUAACUGUUCUUAAUAACUUUUACCAAAAAGGCAGCGCUGGUUUUAUGAUAAACAAGGUAGUCUUUAGAGUCAAAUCAGAGUUUCUCUGAUUUUAAUUUCCUUUGUAGUUUAAAUUCAGCUUUUUUUUUUUUUCUUUUUACAAUCAUACAUCACUUGUUAAGAGUACCGGGCAUUUUGAUAAAGAAAGGACAAACUAUAUAUUAAACAUAUAUACGGACAUUUUCAAUGUAAAAUUGGAGUUUUGUUAAAUACAGACAUCGUUACAGAGAGCUCUUAUAUUGUAUUACCCAAAUUAGUGUCCUUGUUUACUGUUAUAUUAUAAACAUUUCAUAUGGCUUAUUAUAACUUACAAAUAAUGCUGCCACUACUACACCAAAUUAGUUCCCUCUUCCUGUCUUUUUCUACCAGUCGUAAAUGGAUGUCACUGUACAGAUUGUGGAAUGUUUGUUUUUUAUCUUUUUAUAAACCCAAUGCUUUAUUUUUGCUUUUCUUUUUGGGAGAAUUGCCUGGUUGUUUGGUCAUUAACAUUCUCCUGAGGUUGGGAUCGAGUUAUAAUUUUUUUUUUAUGAUUAUUUGCAUAUUUUAAUUUGGGAUAAAUGUUCGUUGAGGUUGCAGUGUGGGGGUUAUGGGUAUUGUAGUUUGGUGCUGUGUAAAUUCCAAUUGGAACUUGAGAAUUUGUGAAACCGCAUUUUAGCAAUAACUCCUGAAUUAAUGCUAGAGCCAUUGUUGGCCAUCUUGAAUGCAUUUAAAUCAGCCCUUACCUCAACAGCUGGGGGAAAAACGUCCUUCACACACAUUUUAGAAAUCCCUCGAUUUCCCUUAUCCAUUUAAUUUCAGCCAUUUAGUCAGGAUUGACCCCAUUGAUAUGGCUACCUAUAAUUGGUGAAUUUGAGUUCUCCCAGUAUUUUGUAGCAACAGUACAGUUCAAUGCAAAAAUAGAGCUUCACAGGUUGAGCCAAUACUGAGUCAACCUACUGUAGGAUUCUACCACAGAAUAUUCUACCAUUCUAAUUCUUUGAUUCUACCUGCGGCCAUAGAAUUCCACAGCACCAAAUCAAACGAUAAAAGGUUUAAUGUAAUGUGUCAUUUUUUGUUUUAUUAGUAUCUUUGUAUAUUUCUCCCUCUUCUUCGUCCCACUGUAUUUUAAAUACCACCUUGUCUCUCUACCUCUCUCUCAGUUUCUCUUGUAUAUAAAACCCCACUGUUUCAAGACCUGUGAGUCUGUAUGAACUCCUUUUAUACCUCAACUUUAGAAUUGUUCUAGAACGAGUAUUAAGAAUGACAAGUUGUAGUGCUCCUUAUUAGAAGAAAAAAACUAAUAAAAUAUUUGUGCUUUUCAUUA
Oncorhynchus mykiss (rainbow trout) is the source of this 5744-nucleotide messenger RNA. RefSeq names its product pre-B-cell leukemia transcription factor 1. Gene Ontology annotation, cellular component: nucleus. Lineage: Eukaryota; Metazoa; Chordata; Actinopteri; Salmoniformes; Salmonidae. Gene Ontology annotation, biological process: regulation of DNA-templated transcription. The record is from RefSeq and is a predicted model, not a curated record. Gene Ontology annotation, molecular function: DNA binding; DNA-binding transcription factor activity, RNA polymerase II-specific.